This is a messenger RNA of Mixia osmundae IAM 14324, 711 nucleotides long. RefSeq lists its product as uncharacterized. NCBI's taxonomy places the organism in Eukaryota, Fungi, Basidiomycota, Mixiomycetes, Mixiales, Mixiaceae. The transcript has 4 exons. The record is from RefSeq and is a predicted model, not a curated record. The coding region runs from base 1 to 711 and encodes 236 amino acids.
AUGGUCAGGUCGCCUGCCCAGCUCAGAGGGACCAAGUCACCCUCGCCUGCGCCUUCCCCGAGCAGAUCAUCGUCUGUCAAUACGCCAGCAGAGAAUCCCUAUCAGCGCAAGGCGAGAGCUUUGCUUGUCGAAUUCAGUUUGACGAGAAAAUCGUGGCAUGAUCAAGUCGGACUGGCAUUGCGUCAUGCUGCCUCGAUCGUCUUGAUUCGAUCCGAUCUAUCUGCAACGGACCUGAACAGCGCCGUCUUUCUGAAGCAGCAAGAUGCACCUUUCGACGCAGCAGCGGCACAACAAGGUUUCAAAAGCGCAGGACAUGAGCGUCUGGAGGCUAGCUACAGGCAGCUGCUCGGUGCCAUGUCGUCCAUCGAGACGCAGACUGCCCUGACGCUGACGAUCAGUCAGAAGUUCGAGUCGGUACUCAUCGAAGCGAGCAAGACGAGGGGCAUGAGCUUUGCGUUUGAACAGCCGCUAUGGCUCACUUGGCCGCUUGCUCGCUUUAACGAUGAGGUCCUCGAGCUGACAGGACAGUUCAGAGCGUCGAGAUCGCUCAUGACGGCAUUGACGCAGACGUUGACUGAUCCGAUCAAGACGCACGAAGAAUGCCAGGCCGCACUGUCAUACUGGCGUUCCCAACCUCUGCUGGCUCGCGAGCACGCGACAUCGGGCGAACAGCAAUUCGACGAGCUUUGCGCCGUAGAGAUGCCAGAUUAG